AUGGGUAACCUCACCUUCGCGGGGACAAAUGGUCCACCCCUGCAAAGAGCCGUUUCAGGUUGGAUGGAGAGCGAACAGAACAUUUCUCAAGGAGGCAUGCUUAUCAUUGAGGGGAGGGGGGAGGUGACUGACUAUGACUCGUCUCCAGACCCGAAAGUCGACACAACUUGCACCGUUCCCAUUACCGUGGUAGCAAUACAACCACCAUCGACAGACAGUAACGGGUCCUUGGCUGAGCAUUCUCUGUGCAGUGAUCCUGCAAGAAAUAGCAUGAAAAGUGCUCUCUCAGACUAUCGUGUGUACAAACACGAGGGAUGGGUGCAGGACCACUCCGAAGAAUCCUUUCAUUCUCGAGACCAGUGGGAUUCUUUACCCCUUCUUGUGUCUUUUGAUGACUUAACUGCCGGGUUUCAGAAGAAUUUUCCAAAGCCCAGCGGGCCUGGGAAGGGUGGAAAUGGCGAACAUGCUACGGCAAAGGCAACCAGUAAAAUCUUACAGCCAUCCAUCCCUAGGCCGAUAAUCUCACGCAUUCGCAGUGCAUCGCAGAGUGAAGCCUCUGUGGCACUAAAGUCAUUGCACAUUGACUUUGAAGUCGGGUGUCAGGCUGCAGAGAACUAUUUAAGAGUUGAGAACAAAUGUCACAUGAGAAAUCACUCGACAUCCAUGACGUCAAUUUGUGCCCGGAAACGGAGCCAACCAAAUUUGAAAAACGUUCCCGUUGAAUUGCCUGAGGGUCGGAUUAGUCCGACCUGUCAGAUGCCAAACGAAAUAAGAAAGGUCGAUUUUUAAUACUUCCAUUCAAUAACGCUUUGUUAAUAAGGCCUUUUAGAAGGUGUUUUAUGAUCAAGCAGUGGUGUAGGUUUGUCAAGCCGUAUAAUACUAAGAAAAAAUAUAGGUAGAAAGAGGCUAAGCGUUAACUGUCUGCCCUGACUAGAACACUGUAAUAUGUAACUUAAUUUUCUAUUAAUCAUGUUAACCAGGUUAGCUUUAUAGACCAGAAUGCGUUAAAUGCAUCAAAAAAGAACAUUUAAUAUUGUGGUCCUCCCCAGUUCUUGAAGGAAAGCAAGCGCAUACUUAAGCCGAACAACGCUUUUUGUUCGGACAUUUCCGCGCAGUUAAAUUUCAUAACUUUUAAUACUAUUUGAUUACUAUAGUUAACGUUCUAUUUUGCCAAAUGAUACCACGUCCACAGUCACCGUGAAGACUCCCGACGUUUAACCACCAACUAGAGGCAACUACCAGUUCAGUAGAUGUCUACUGCUUCAAAGUGUGCAAAAUUAAGUAUUCCGUGAUGAUUUUUUUAUGUAUACCUCGGAAAUCUACUUUUGCCUACAGACCACCAUAUAAUUUCUGUUUUUUUUCAUGCAUUUUAGCGCCAAGUCUAUCUCUGUGUGAUUUUUCUCAAAAUUGGUGAAAUCGACACCAUCAAAGAACAGUACGCAGCUGAUGUUCUUAUAAAGGCGAAAUGGCGAGACGCCGAUAUGGACGCCGCUGGUUCCCUAGUAAGCAACCAGUAAAUCUGAUAUUUGGUGCUGUCAGUGAAACAGUUGUUUAUUCCGGAAGUCUAACUUCCAUUACUGCUGCGCUAGCUUAGGCCGUUUGCAUUGUCCAAUCACGAAAAUAACUCAGAGUCCAUUUGGCAGUAAAUAUUUUUAUCCAUCUGCUGGAAAUUGAAUGGGGCUUUUUUGUUUCGUUCUAGAUUUUCCGGAAAGUUCAGGGAUAUUUUUAUAAAUUAAGAUCUGUGGGUUUCUGAGUUGUCACAAAAAUUGACAUCGGAAUUUUGAGUAAGGUUUUAGGGACAGAAGAGUUUGGAAAAGGGUCGAGAGUGAAUAAGAAUAAGUGAUCAGAAAUUCGUCAAUUCUCAUUUAAUAAAGACUUACGAGUUGCGAGCCGAUGGCCAUGGUAGUAGAUACAAGUUCCUAUCUCUGAUUUACCGAGAUUAUGCAUUACAUGCGAUAGCUGCAAAUGUUUCGGCUCAUCAUUUGGUCCGUUGCCACCCUUCAUGAGUUUUCGUGCAUUUUUGGACGGCAUCUUAAAAGUUUGAAUAUAACCAACGUAGCCCACGUCCGCGAAUUCAUUUCUGAGAAAAUUAAAGUGUUAAACUUGCAGCAAGCCAAUAUCGAUGGAACGUGUAUAUAAGCCACUAGCUAAUAGCAGUGGCGGAUGCUAAUCCAAAAUCAAUAAGUUUGCCUUAACCCACGGAGGAGAGGUUUCGCUCAACAUUCGUGAACAUAUGCUAUGUAAAUGCGUCGUGAUAAUAAACAGUCCCAAAGUCAUCGAUAAACUUUUUUCUCAAUUUAGGAAUUUCUUGAUUUUGAAAAAGGGAAACAUAUUUGGCUGGCAAAUAGUUCUCCUGUAGCCGAAAAAAUAAUCUAGUGGGCUCAGAUGUUUUUAAGUUCUUAUUGCAGAAUGCCCAGUUAACACCCUCCUUACUGGGAAGGUUUUGAUUAUUUUCGGGUUGAUAUUACAGAAUUACGACAAAGAUACAUUCUCAACUUCUAAAGAAUAAGUUUGAAAAAUAGAAAUUGGCGCUGAUAUUUCCCGAAUAUAAAUCUGUACUGUCUAGAACAUUAGUACAAGGCUGAUAUGAAGGGCGUUUCAUGUUUACAUAGGUGUAUACAUAUGGAAACAUAAGCACAGAUCUUACAAGUUAUUAACAGUUCGAUAUUUUAGUAGGAAAUUAAUAUAUAUUACCAAGAAUAUCAGCCUAAAACCUUUUAUAAAGGAAAUAUAAUCAUAGUGCUUGUGUUUGUAUGGGUUAUUAUUAUGCGUGUAUUUAGAGUCAAAAGGAAAAUAAGCAAGUCCCGCGUUAAGCAUGCAUGCUUAUUAUUACCCUUAUCUACUUCCAAUAUUUGUGAUUUCGCGCAUGUCUGAUUACUUUGUCUAGGAGUAUGACUGGCUGCACAAUUGGACCCCAAAGCUCUACAUUGAGAACACCAUAGGCGAAACAAGGGAACAACUUCAUCAAAUGAUAGCUUUGAAUGAGUUUGGCCACGCAUUCCUUGUAGAGAAACGCAGAGUAUCUGGGGUAUUUUUGGAGAACCUGGAAUUGAACCACUUUCCAUUUGACGUUCAGGUGAGCAUACGAGUACACGCAAUUUAAUGAUCUAUUGGUAACUGAAGUUUACAUUCCGGAUAUAAGUUUACUGGGGGACAGACUGAGGUUAAUUCUGAGGUGUGUUUAAUGAAUAAACAGAGGGGCAUGAAAUGGAAAAUCAGAACAUUCACUUGAACCUUCUAAGGCGAAAAUAUUUCCUAAUGUUUCUUAAUAGGAAGAAAAAUAGGAAAAUAUCGCUGCAAUUGAAGAGUUGUUUAACUGAUAUGUCUUAGUUUUAUUUACAGCUUGGGAUUUAGCUUUAAAAAAAUUGCAGCCACACUUUGUCAAACGUCCAUUAAGAAAAUGAAUGCAGACUUCUGAGGUGCUACCAAGAAGGAAUGUUAACUGGUCUUUGACCUUACUUAAACUCUACAUAUUUCAAAAGACAAUGAUUAGCUACUCAGGAGCAUUUGGAAGUUGUUUUGUUGCCUACUGCCUCUAAAGUUGAACGUUUUAUAAAACGUCACAAAACAUAUUUGUAGGCCAAAUAUACCUUCACUGAAGGAGAUCCGUUUAAUAUGAAGCGCGUACAUAACUAGACUGUCGUUAACAAGCAGGCUUUGUGCGAUAUCGCCCUUUGUUGUUAACAAAAGAAGUUGAGUCUCUGUUAAAUUAUUUUUCCAAUACGAACUUUAAUGGCCUUCAUUCUGUCUCAGAUAUCUUCACAAUAGGUAAGAAAUUCAAACCAAAAUAUUUACAGAUCGAAAUUUCUGCUUUUGCAUGGUCUGGAGCAUACAGUAAUCACCUUCACGUUUAUAAUCAAGACGGAAUAUGUGGCUUAAACCCGACCCACACAAGGAGAUUGUGUACUGUCGAUUAUUCUAAGUGAAGGCAGUAUACUCUCAAAGUUACUAACUUUUAAAUCUAUUAUUUUAUCUACAAAAUCGAUCAUUUAUCAGUUACAAAAAUGUGUUAAAUUGGAAUUUACAAAACAUUUUAAAGAACGCAAUUACACGCCGUUUUGAGGACCCAGUGUGUGAGCGUGUUAUCUCCUUUAUUCCGAACGUCGUGUUUUUCAUUUUAAGUGUUUAGUAACGGAAAAUACAUGUACAAGAUUGGAAGUUCAGAAAGAGGCUCUUCCUGCUGACCUGUCAUAAUCAAUCCUACAUACUUAAACGGCGUUUAAGACCAUUAGAGGUUCGACAUGGCUCGUUUUUCAAUUGAAAGCGUUUUACGUCAAGCUCACUACCAGUUAAGCCGAAGGUCAGUUUUUCAUCUAUGGCGGCAAUGAAUUUCAGUCAUCUUGGUGUAACAGCUUGCAGCACUGGUUGGAAGUGGAAGUAUGGUUACUUUAAGAAAGAGUGUGACAAUAUUUUGGACCAGUGUAUCAACUGUAAAAGACCUGAACACAUACAGUGAAGGACCGAUCUCAUGAGAUGUUGGACGAAAUACCGGAAUGCGUUUUUUAUUAGGAUGGAGUACCUAAGAAGAGUUUUAAAAUUACGGUUUGUUGCGGCAUGAUCUUAUAAUAUUUUGAACUGACGGAAAUGUUUGCCUUUGAAUUCACUUCGCGUCAACCUCCUGUACACGCAGCAUUCAGUGGAAAAUGACUGCUUAUAUAGGUUGCAUUUUACACACAGAUUUUUGAUGGCUUCAUAAAUUCAGUUAUAUUUAAUGGAAAACAUGCACACAUGUAUGCUACUUUUUACUCGUUUAGUAGAGAAUUACGCCAUCUAUACAUUUUAUACCCUAAGAAAAUGUAUAUCUAGUUUUCAAAAUGUUUCUAAUUAGGAAUUUUUUUAACUGUGCAAUAUUCUGUCAAACAGAAUCGUAUCUGUAUGUUUACCGACGUUUCUCUUAAAAGUACAGCGUAGUCCACAUUCCUUGCAGAAUUUCAUGGACCCAAUAUGGUAUCCUUUUAAAGGCCUAGAGGAAUAUAUGAGUCUGUAAAUGCAGAAGGAAUGUCCCUUUUAAUGCAACUGAUGAUCAUGCUGAACACUAUUUGCAAAGUGAAAAAUCUCUUUACAAUCUAAAUACACCCUUCUCGAAAUAUAAAAUGCACAGACAACGUGGUUGUCCAUCAAAUGAGUGAAAUGAGGCAUAUUUUUGCUGAUGUUUAUCAUAAAGUGUAUUAGAAUUUAAAAGAUUAUCAUAUACCAGUGUGAAAAAAUGCAUGCCACUUAAGUAGUCUUUUUUCGCCGAGCGAGGUUUUUACUAGAGGUCGUUCAGAAAUACAUCUAAAGGCAAACAUUCUGGAGAGCCCGAAAUAUAACAGGAUCAUGUCGUAGGAUACCCAGUGUCACAACCCAACCUAGGUAUCCUUUCAAAACAAAAACAUAUUUCUGAAUUUCAGCCAAGAUUUCAUGAGAGCAAUCACUCACUGUUUAUCCUGACGAACAUGCAAACAUAACAACACCCACCCGAGUAAAUUAAUUAUGGCCAGUACAAACCAAUAAAAUAGAGGGGAUUGACACCUCCAGUUUCCUUUUUCUUCGAUUGGUUUUUCUGUUGGGCGUGAUUUGCUAACGAAUGUUUUCAAUACAGCUUAUGUGAAUAUUUAAUGACAUUUACAUCAAACGGAAAACGCCCUGGUGAGCAAGUAGAAAACUUCGCCGUGUCGCCUUUGAAGACGGCCGAAAACGCGCUUGUUCAAAAGCUGGCACCCUGAUGUAACUUAAAUCGUCUUGAUGCACGGUGUACUCUAAUCAAUAUUUAGCAUUAAUUAAAUAAUUCUAGCUAAUCCAAAACACAUUUCAGAAUACCACUCGACACUUCUUAAUUUGGGGCAGAUUUUUUGGCUGGUUUAGCCCCACGAAUAAGAUGGAAUGACAGCUUCUGUAUCCUUCAUCAUCAAAAACCUUUUACUUAACACGGAAUACAACGUUUUUCUGCUAAUAUUUCAAUGAAGCAUUGGAUUAAAAUGGCAUUUUGCGCAACCCCUUGCACUGUGCAAGACUCAGACGGAGUUACAUUAGAUUUAGUAGACAUUUGAUGUAAAUGGCUGGCCUCAAUAACCGGAUUCUUGUAUGACAAAUCGUAAUAUAUGCAACAAAAGCAACUGAGAAAUACUUUCCAUACCUUUUUCUGUUAAGACCUUGAUCGUCACCGCUCGUUAAUUCAUGUAGUACAUUUUCGACAAAUGGCUACUCGAAUAUCAAUAAAUCUUCCAAUAUUCUGCACAAUUAACAGGUUUUCACUAAAAUUGUUCUCUACUGCUAUUAUAUUUUAAGUUUAUAUACCCGAUACCUCCACAAUAAUUAAAAUACAUCUUAAAAGCGUACCGAAGUUUGACAAACCGUAUUUAAGCCAUCGUAAAUCUACCAAAUUUAGGAGCUACACAGUUUUUUCGUCAACCUCUGUUUCUUGAAAGAUUUAAUUUGAUCUUGAUGCGGACGCAGUACAUGUGUGGCAACUAGUAGGAAUUGAAAGGUUCUCCAAUGAGGGUCAGAGAUUUCGGUGAACGGGACCCUUAAGCUAAUAUUUACUCCUUUCUGUUUUGUCAUAGUUGUUAACAAGGAUGUUUAACAUAUGCCCGUGGUUUUUCUUCUAAAAGAAUUCUUGGAGUGCAUUACUUCAUUCGUCAGAAUAUGUGGCGGAGAAUUUCGAAAACUUCCUUAUCCUUUUUCAUCAACCCCAUUUAUAACGAAUUAAAGGCUGUCAGAAUUGCUAUCAUUCUCAGAGUCAGACUCCACUGUACGGACGAAUUCUAAGUGGGUUGGUAUGCAUCAUUUGUGCUCUACAGAAAAAUCCGCUUAUUUCUGGGCGAAGAUUCACCCAAUAGGACUGGAAAACACUCCAAUAAGCCAUGAGAUUUCGUGCCAAAUUUCAAUUAGCACCGUUUUACCGAACUUACGACAUCCGCCAGGACAGAUUGGUCAUAACUACCAUAAAAGCAAACAUGUAGUGACAGGAAACGGCACCUAAGCUAGGGUGUUUACUGGUCUCGUGUUCGAGCACUUGGAUAAAGCUAGACUGCGCAUAUAAAUCAUUAAAACAAACUAAAAAUAUGACUCCACAACAAGAAAGAUUUGCAUAUUCCUUCUGUUUAAAAAUAACGAAGGAUGCUUCGUUAUGAGUUAAACUAAGAAACUUUAGGGGCAACAAAAUGGCGAAGGUUUAAUUUCAAGAGUUUUAUCUUAACGAAAAAACGAAAUGAUGAUUAAACUAUGAAUGUUCAGUUCUGUCAUCCGCAUAUAAGCCGAACAACUGAAAACUGUCGCAGCUGCCAAAUCGAUUCUCGAGAAACUGUGUUAAAUCGUUAAUGGUCUUUGACACUUAAAACUGUCGUUUAUACAUUUAAGCGUUUAAGUGAUUUUAUUUGACUCACGUGACAUAACGCACAAUAAAAGAUUUUAACUUCAGAUAAAGUUUUUUUGCACGUAGUAAAUGUACAGAGUUUCCAAGGUGAACAAUUCAAGUGUUUUAUUCUCAGGAUAGAAACACAGGCCAGAUUAACCUCAAAACUGGCUAACAAUAUCGGCCUAGCUUUAGAUGACGUAUGAAUAAGUGACCAAAAUGUAUUUUUGGAAAUUGCAAAUAUAUAUUAAUAUUUCGAGGACGUUUCAACCGGCAACCCGUCCUUGUUAUACUCCUAAAAUGUUCGUGGAUUAAGGUUCCUUUUUCGAAAUAUCCUACCUAGCUGUUAUAAUUCCAUUAGGGUCACGUGUCUCAGAAAAGGUACUGAGACUAUAAAAUUAUCGGAUCGAGUUGAGAUUACCUUUUUGGAUGUACAAUAAUUGUCGGAACUAAAAAUUAGACUAGGAUAUCUAGUGCAAAACGGGAUGUUAAUUUGUAGGUCUUGCAAAUGGUCACAUAAAUUUUUGCCUUGAUUUGUAAUGUCUGCGUAACAUCGGAAACAUGUUGCGGACAUCAUUAUUGAAAAAUUACUUUUUGAAUUAUUUAUUGCCACAUUCUCAUUUGUUUUAACUUCUAACUUAACGAAAGUCCACCCAUCAGACAUAAACUUAUUUCUGGGAUAUUUCUUUAUGUGCAUUGAUUAUAUAUUGCAAAUUAUUACGGCUUCAUUAUAUUUAUUUUAAAAUACGUAAUAUAAUCAACAAUAAAGGAAAUGAUUCUAGGCUAAGGGUGACUUCCUGCAAAUGAUUUAACGAACUACGGAACUUUUUACAAACAUUCGCCAACGACAGUUUCUUUUAUUAUCCGUUUAAAUAUAUUCGGAUUAACAUUACCUUCGAGAAUAAGUGAAAAAGUUUGCGUUACUUAAGUACUUUUCAGCAGGCAUAUAUCAUCCCUGGCUACAAAGAUAUUUAUCCAAAAAGGAGCAUCAUACCAUACAGAAAAAUAGUGGCAUUACGUCAAAUGCUAAUUAGCCUUACGAUUUCGAAAAAGUAGUAUUUUUUCACUAGCGCAGUAUUUGUGAUUUAUUUGCCAAAGUUUGAUGGGUUUUUUCUGUAGAAAUAAGCCACAGAGGAUAAAGUGGUUAGAAACGGCUGUCUGAAUCGUCAGAAUAGCAAAGUAAAGCACUAGAUCGCUAGCCUUUAAAUAACUGCUGUUUACUUUUUGAAAUAAAUGGACUAGGACACAGUUCGUCACCCAUUGUGAGAAGUUCUGUCCAAAACCAACAUCAACUGCCAAGCCUUUUUGCGUUUGAGACCAAAACAUGUGUUCGUGAGAGCGGUCAACAUAACCAUUAUGAGUACAGUAUAGUCCUUUUCUAAUAACGCAGUUGUUGCAUACCGCGCUACAACUAUCUGUGGUUUUCCUUAUGACUUCAGGACCUAACGAUCACCGUGGCAUCAAACCUACCCUCAUCAGAGAUUCGACUGCUGAAUGAUCCUGAUGAGCCUCACAGAAUAAACAAACAAUCAUUUGUCGGUAAGUUAACCGAAAGUCAACAUUACAAAUACCUGACCGUCCACGUUUUGGCUUCCUCGAAACUUCAGUUGUGAUAUCAUAGAGAAAUCUGAACUAUUUAUGUUAGACGUUUCAUAUGGAUUUGUAUCCUGUAAAAUAAUUUUCACGGCAAAACUCUUAUUUUAGUAUAUUUCUGGGUUUAAAGAAAAUUAUUUUGAACUUUCAUGCAUAUGGACAUUUUUAAAUAUUCUGCAAUGCCCAUUUGAACGCAUUCUCUUGACCUUAGUAGCUGAGAUAAUUACGCCAGUAAUAACGUAGGAAUUGGCAGCUUUAAGUGCAAUUGAAACGCAACAGUGACCAUGAUAUUUUCAAAAAAUACAUCGAUGACAAAUCCUCGCAUUUUUUAACAAGUAGUGGGGAUUCAAGGCGGACUAUUUACCACCAUUGACGGGUACCGCUAAUUUCCAGGUUAAAACAUGUGUGACUUAAAAAAAACCAGUGUGGCAGAAUGAAUAAUAGUUUCUUUUGCAACCGCAGUUAUUAGAAAAAGAAGCACUUGAGGUUAAAAUUACCUCCUAUCUUCUCCUUCAGUAGGAAAUUAUCUUGUGUUUUGCUGUGGCAGCCGCUUAUUGGGUUACUUAUUCUGUUCAAAAAUCUUGAAAGCUACGUCCAUUCUAAUAUCGACUCUAAUCUGGCAGUGACUACCAGAAGAUUGCAUUUAUUGUGCUACGAAUUAGCGAUUACAAUAGAAUAGUGUUUUUCAGAUGAUCGAGUUGAGCCAUCCUGAAAAUUAAUUUUCACUCUAAAAAUUAUUAACGGCUACAAAUGAUUUAAUGAAAACUAUUCGAGCAAGACCCAUGGACGUCUAAAAUGUUGUCUCCUGUCAGUAAAUGGGUCAGAAAAAUAGCAUGAUCGUCCGUAACCUUUUAAUAAUUACAAACUACAAUACAAGGUUUGAAGGCAAGCCUGUCCCCAAUGGCUGCAUCAUGCCCCAUUCGUCGUCAAAUUACUCUUUUUCACUAAAGCCCCAUAGCAAAUGCCAAUAUCUGCACCGUAAGUGCCAAUAAAAAUAUGGCUAUAAAUGACACGGUUAGCCUUCGAUAUCCUCGAUGGCAGCUAAUUGAGUUCAAACCCAUGAGUAGUAGGAACAAAGCCCCGCUAAGGCUGAGGAAGAACAAUGGUUUGUAGAGGACAGCGAGUACUUUAAAAUAGGCCUUUUGAUCACUCAUGUCUCUUUUAUUAAUAAAUAUCGAUAGUUUAUUGCCUAUAGCCCUGAAACAAAUGAUGUCUUUCCCAACUGGUGCUAAAAGACAAAUUCCUAACUCUGUUCUCUGCCUUAUAACAAGGCUAAAUGUAGAAGGGUCGCUACGUAUGAAUUAAACUGCAAUUAUUAGAUUAACCAUAAAUUAUUACAAGUAAAGUGCCAGUAACAAAAUAAGCCGUCCUGCCUUAGCCGGUCCUUUACCUUUAGAACUACACUAUAUGUAAGACGACAAUACAUAAUUUAACGGAAAUGAAACGCAAUUAAGCUAAAAAAUAAACUUAUCCUUAUCGAGAUUCAACGCUUAAAGUGUAUUAUAGAAACUAACACUCAAUUAUUCUUAGUUGCAAAUGCCAUAAAGGAUUUAGUCAUGUUUUCUAAAGAGCAAAACCGAAGUUUUGGACUUAUCGGCUUCUGUAAGUUAAGAUAUUUAGGCGUAAAAAGCAGUGGCUCCGGAUGCCCUAAUAAGAGCCAAUGGUUAACUUCCAAUGGUCUUGAUAAGCAUACACACAGUGACCGAUCUCAGGAAGUACUGAUAAAAAUUUUGAAGUGCGUAUUCAAUUAGGUGGGAUCACUUUAGUAAUGUUGCAAUAAUAAGCAUCUUGCGGUAUUAUACUGCAAUAUUUCAGAUGCGCCAAGAUGUUAGCUUUUAAAUGCAUUUAUUUUCAGCCUCCUUUAAAUACUGUUUUUGGUAAAAAUCUCCACUUGGGUAUCAGGCACUUUGCAUAUCGAUUUUCGAUGCUGUAAUAAGUUCAAAUAUACUUUAUAGGAAAUGCAUAUAAAAAUACUCUUUUUAUGUCAGUCUGGUAGCACAUCACUUCGUCUUAAAUACUGUAUUUGAAAGAUAGGUAUUUUUUGGUUCUAAAAUGUGUUCUUUUCCUAAACAAUUUGAGCUUACUCUGCCGUUGCAUUUGGGUUUAUAUUUUUCUGUUUAUCGGCUGUAGACUUUCCCUGUAAGGUAGAACUUUAAUUCUUCUAUGCAUGAAGUAUAUGCUAUAUAGUGCUCAUAAAAUUAUGAAACGAAUGUGGAAUAUGCUGACUACUUGAUGAAAAGUAUUUGUAGACACACAGAUUCUAUGCUGUUUGUUGUGACAUUGCACGGCCUUAAAAUGUCGUAAUUACAAACAUUUUAAAACCGAAAGAUGCCAUUUCUCUGAGUUUCAAUUUUAAAAUUAGUGACUUAUCAUCAAGUUAGCACAAUAAAGACUAUUUUGCAUGUUUUUUCUAUAACAUAUAUUUAAAUUUAUAAGAGCAUCGAAAAUCAAUCGAGAAAGUGCCCCCCUAUUAAAUAGUAAUUUUUGCCGAAUACUUCCUUGUUAGGCGGCCGAAAAGAAGAACGUCUAAAAGGUAACAUUUGGCGUAUCUGGCGUAUCACAACACUACGCCGCAGUAUACAAAUUUUUACAUCACUUAAGUAAUCUUGUCCACUUGCAUACGCACUUCAGAAUUUCGGUAAAAACUUCAUGAAAUAGAUCACAGAAGAAAAACAAAGCUUGAGCACAACCAUCGGAGUAGCGGGGUCUCGAGUUCUACGUUUAUUGAAAACUGAACAGGCAACUUCACUUUAAAAUCAGCAGUAUCUGACAAAAAGGUAAGAUUCAGGCAGAUUUAAGUCGUAGCUCAUCAAACCGUUGGUCGGCGGCCGCGUUGGCUGAUCGUCGUUCUCUUUUAGGUCACUGAUUGCGCCAACUCUGAGAUACGCUGAAUUAUUGCUGUACAUCUCAACAACAAAUAACUUAAUUAGACGACGAAUAAAACACGUAAAUUUCUGUAGUUGGAAAGCGAGGUUAUUUUGCAGCAUCACCUAUUAGCGGAAUGCAUAUGUUAAUCUGCUUCCCUCACUCUUGAGGUAAGCACAGGACCUGACGAUGCUUUCAAUAAAAACGUUCACAUACGUGACCCUAUUUUUGAUUUGAACUGAUCGAGUUCCUCAUUUCGGUUCUGCCAGUUUAUCCAGAUCAUGUUUUGGCAUGCUUCCGAAAUUCCGUUAAAUCAAGUGCUCUUUGAGUCGGCAUGGUCAUGACUUUUGGUAGUCAGAAGAAUAAGCUUGCGCACACCUCUUUAUAUUGCGACGGAGGGUUAUUGAUUUAGUAUGGUAUCUAUGACCCAACGGAUACAUGCUACUGUCAUAAUCAUCUCAGCCGAUAUUUUUAAUAUUUGGCAUAGGAGCCCACCCAGUGCGAAAAAACGGUCUUUUCUCAGCACCCUCGUGUGUAACUUGUUUGUUUCAGAACUUGUCCUUAUCCCGCUUGAUUCUCAUGAGUGGCAAGUCGCUGUGGUUGGUCAAAAUCCAGGAUUUAUACCUUUUGAAGUCCUUUGUCUUAAAUGCUUGGACGGCGUUUUACCGGCCAGUCCGAAUCUUGGGUCCUGUUCCGAUGAUUUGUCCAUGGACCGUACAUCGACGGUGAAGCACACUGGAGCAGAAAAACGGCAUUAUCUUGUCCGGGCUUAACCAUAAUGCCUUUUAGUCACUGUAAACACCACUGGAAAAGACAAAUCUUUGUUUUAGGUUUGUCAUAGGAAAUUGUAGUUUCUGACUUACAUAGUUCACGAGUACCUAUGGGGUCGUGCCUCAAACCGACACAGCUUUUGAGGGACGAGCUAGCCAAGUUUCAACGCCUUUAAUUUAAUUCGAAGUGCAUUCUGGUUUAUUUGUAUAUCGUGCCCUUUAAGUUAUGAGUACGCAUAGCUUAGACGAAAAUACCGCAGAGACGGCACGAUAUAGCAACUGCCAGCACACAUUGCCAGGACCCAUCAAACAGUUAGAUUAUCACUGCAAGACAUUCUUUACUUCAAUGGGACCCUUCGUGAAUGAGUGAAAUAUGCACAGACUAGCCGUUAUAAUGACGCUUGCCUAUGUUUACUCUAAGGAUGACAGGUCUUUAUGCCUGCGCGGGAAGCAUGCCUUCUGUUUUCUCAAGGUGUCACGUACAUUUCUUCCCAGUUAGUCGGAUAUAUUUUUUUGUUACUUGUUUUCUGCAUCUCAGCAAGUUUGCAAAAAUAAGAUAGGCUUUUUCCAGCUUGGCCAGCCAGUAGGUCCAAACAGGAAGAGCGCAGCUUGGAGGUUGUUAAAUAAAAAGAGAAAGAGCAUCUUAGGACACUGUAGACAAAAAAUUCAUUUUUAAAUUUGUAUUAAAGCUUAUUGAGUUACCCUUCUGUUUGGGCAAAAAAAUGUGGAGGCAAAACGUACUGUUGGUAUAGAUAAAGAAGUUUCACACAGCAGUGAGUUUUGUAUUCAGAGUAUUUCAACGUGUUUUGCAGACGAACAAGAGUGGUACUUGUACAAGCAUAUCGAUUCAGAACAGCAUGAACUGGCAAACGAGUAUAUUGAAAAUGCUUCAGUGAGGCCGGCCCUCUCGGUGAAAUGUCGUGCGGCAAGGCGACCGGCCUACUUCAUCUGGAACAUAUUCCUCGUCACGGUAAACAUCCUAUAUGACGCAAUUUAUCACCCAGUAUUCUGUUUUUUAAAUUCCCCGACUUUCAAAAGAGCCGCCGUUAACUGAUGACUAAGUUCGACUGCGUUCUUUUGCCUAAGGAUCUUUUUUCAAACAGACGUGCUUAAUUAAGUCUACGAAAUCACCUAAAAUGAUGGUAGUGGUAGUGAAAUACCCUCUUAUUCUUCCCUUUGCUUUACUGAAUUUAUGACAAACGUUUUCUAGCAAAUGUCUUUGAAGCAAAGUUGAUGAAGACAGCUGGUUUUUAUCUUUUCAAGUCAGUAUUACUAAAUGGUUUGCUUCAUAAUAAGUGGCAAAUGCUGCUACAGCACGUAAAUAUAUGAUUUAAUUACAAAUACUCGCUGUGUUAACUGUUCACUUUAAAUACGGGCGCUUCUGGGGAUAGGAUGGUAUUUUUUUACGUAUUACAUCAAAAAUUCACUCAAGCAAUUCGUUUGAGAAACAUAUGCUUUUGUUCAUAGUUUUAGCACCCUUCGAUUAGGGCGCUGAAAAAUCGCUGCUUUAGCAGAAAUUUCACCUGGACAGCCGUUAACAUGACUUCCGCGCCGCGGAUUUAAAGCAUGCAAUGUGCAAUAGACUUCAUUUCCUAUACAAUCGAGACCUUAAUGACUUUAUAUGUCAAUGUGCAAGCUGCCUCACGAUCGCUGUCGGCUGGUAGAACUGAAACAUUAAGCUAUGAUUGCGCGUCAGUAUUAAGUGUCAGAAUUGAACAAAUGUCUAAAACAUCAAAUUGUAACCGAGCAUACUUUACUAAAAGUUGAAUUAAACCUCAAGAGAAAUGGCCACUGACUUCUCGUCUCGCUUUGCAAAUGAGCGGGCAGGUUCUAUUUUUCAAAGUCGAUCGUGAUGCAGGCAGUGAUGAUCACGUUAUCAAAAACGAUUAAAUCAGUUCCAGCGUAUUCCGACCUUAAAUAAAUUUAGUUUUGUUUAAGACAAAAACAUUUAUCCGAACGCCAUGUAUUUUAAACCAGAGAGAUGGCUGACUAGCCGUUAUUAUCCGAUGUACUUUAACUUACUCAAAGUUCCCCGUUGCAGAAAAAAAUGGAAGUGACUCUUCCAGAUAUUGGCAUUGGCGCCGCACUUUUUACGCCUGAGCCUACUAAAACACCUUUGUCAUAAAAUGUUCGUCCAUUUGACUGAACAUCUUGAGUCAAGCAGUUGACAAUUAUCUACCGAAAUCAAUAAUAAUAAUUCAGCUGAUCAAAGCGUUAGUGAACACUCGUCUGUUCAUCGUUUCGCCGACAAAAAUAUCGCCAAAUGCAGGUUAACUGCAUACACGCAUUUCCAAACUGACGUUUAUAUAUGAGUUAUUAUAGGGUAGUGCAGACUACUGCGGAAUUAUUCCACGCACUUUGCCAUUCAGUCACGUUGAAUGUUCAGAAAGACUAUUUAUAAAAUUGAUUUUGCCAUAUUAAACAAAGUAUCCCGAUAAUAUAUUUGUCAACAUUAGAGUAGUGUCAAAUUCAAGUGUGGGACCUUUUGCAUUUUAAAAAGCGCAGCUUAAUGUCAACAGGCUGCAAAUACCUCAAACAACUUAAUACCAAACAUUGCCAGCCGGUGAUUAAUUGAUUCUAUCGCAGUAGUCUUACCUAGAUAUUUCACGUAUGAAGUGUGCAGCUUUUUGGUGGUUUAGAAAAUAAAUAUAUGCUCGUCUUAACUUUCAUAGCUAAGUUCUACUGGAGCAAUGGCUUUAAAUCCUCGACGGAUCUUACCCUGUCUAAUUAUAAAUACAAAAGGAAUUAUACUUGGGGUAAUAUUUUGGUGUUAAUGGUCGAAUCCCCAGUUAUUUAAAUUCUAAAUCUCUAAGCUUUAGCUCUUUUAUCCAAAUUGUUCCGCCCUUUGGCACAGUUUGUAAUUAAACUAGCCGGCCUUUCAUGAACAGGAUGUCAUGUAUUUUUGAAAUAAAGCUCCUUGGGGCGAUACUUCAAAACUGCCACAUUGUUCUAUGUUUUCUCAUAUUAACGUAUGUUUGCUUACGCUAAACCAGAAGAGACCGCUGAAGGGGUUGAUGUAGUAUAAAUCCCAUUAGGUAUACCACAUGAUGACUGCAUUCAGUUAAGGUAGCAUCAUGUCUAGAACGCAAAUCAUUUAAAAAGGACGGGAAAAUUCUGUUUGUCCAAAAUUGCAUUAACCAUUUUUUUAUUCCCAUCUCCUUUAUCUUUUCCAAACAUGCAGUUCCUUAUCUGCUCGCUCUCCCUUGUCACCUUCGCUGUGGACCGAUCUCAACCACAAAGCCGAUUGCAGCUUACCUUUACCCUUGUUCUGACCCUUGUUGCAUUCAAAUUUGUAGUCAAUCAGUGCCUGCCUAAAAUAUCUUACUUGACAUAUCUGGUAGGUUUGUUUGCUGUUCACAUUUUCAUUUUUACAAAUAUCAUCCUGACACUGAAGUGUACAAAUAAGUUCAUUAAGACACAAACAUGACGUAUUGGAAAAGGAAGAUACGAUCGCCGGACAAGAGCUUUGUUAGCCCGACGUUGCGGAUUCCUGCUCGAAUUCAUCAUCAGAGACAAAAGCAAAUAAGGGUCUCUUAUGAUGGAUUCGAGCAGGAAUCCGAAACGUUGGGCUAAUAAAGCUCUUGUUCCGUCGAUCAUAUCUUCUUCUUGAAUACUGCUUCCUGGGACUCGUCUCUUUGCUUCAAUUGAUAACCAUGACAUGCUGUCUGUGCAAUAACCUGCGUUUUAUUGCACAUCUUUAAACAUAGUAAAGUAAGCAUCUGCGUGAUUCAUAAGUAUGCUCAAAUAAUAAAGGAUCUUUUUGUAUUUAUACUUAAUUUGAUUUCCGUUAGGUAACCCGACAGAGGAGAGAUAAAACUUCCGAGUAGAUUAGCAACGUUGUCUGUGUUAUACUUUGCAUUCUUUUUUGCAUUCUUUUUUGCAUUCUUUUUGCAAUUCUUUUUUGCUAAAAUUUCAAUAUACCAGAAAGGUGAAUUUCUACUGGAGACAUCUGAGUAACUACGUUUGCGCAAUCAAUAUAUUUCAUAAGAAGCGUGAAUAACGAAAUUAGUCUAUUUUUAACAAAUGGGCAAUAAAAGCAGAUGUUAUGUCCGAGAAUGCAGGUAAAAGGCCUCAUUAUCAAUGACACAAGCGAGAACAGGACAUAGAUAUCAUUUGAUUCGUUUUGACCGAGACCUUUUUAUUUGGGCUAGGCUGACACAUACAUUCUUCCCAUAUAAUUUUACUGGCCCGACGAGAAGUUAUCAAAAGCUACGUAUGCUCGCCACCUUGUCUUCUGAUUACAUUCUUUAUUAUUCUACAACCUGGUCUGUUUUCUAACAUGGCUAAAAUAUCAAAACAACAGCAGAAAAACGUUGGUGCAUAGAACAUCUCUUCUAACGGAGAGAUUCGACAGAAAGCACUUCUGUCGUUUUACCCAAAUUUAACAAAAUACGUUUUGAUACUGGCAAAAACAAACUCAUUACAACGCAUAUUGCAACAAUUAACUUAAACAAACAUUGUCCGUAAAUGCAUCUGAAUACCAAGUUUCUUCAUUUUCCUGUUGUUAGCUAUCGUCUAUGGACUGAUAUGUUUGUGGUGGGCAGGGAUCAUUUCUUGUUCUGUCAGUUUCUGUUGGCAAAAAUUUGGCAAUAAUGCCAUCAACAUUUAAAAAAGGCACUAUACAUUUUUAAAAAACCACAAUAACAGUCUCGUCAUCCAUUUUUUCUACCACGGUAAGAUGUAAAUAUGUUUUCUGACAUGUAGUAAAAACGUCUUUUAAAACUUUCCCCCGUGGCUUCAUCAAGACUUUAGUGUCCGUAGCGAUGGUGGCGGCUAAUUGACUUUUACCACCCCAGACGCGAUUUCGAUCGUUUUGGAUGUUCCCAAGCCAGUUUUUGGCAGUUCAUAUGUAAACAUGGACUUGGUAGUCUAGUUUGAAUCCUUAAUACGCCUACUUUCCUCAUCGUUUAUAGAGAAAAGUUACUUGAUAAAAUUUAAAUCUGAGGAUGUGUGAUCCAGUAGAAUCUAAAAAAAUUGGUUUUGGAAGACGCGAUGGCGGGUGUUUCUAGCGUAAUGGUGGUGGGUAUUUUGAAGGAUUACCUCCUCAAAACCUCCAUCAUGUCCUUAAGGAAAGGUUCUUUUCACGACCUAUUUUGCUGCAAAAAUUAGAAAGUGAUCUUGCAUUAGCCUAAUCGCUAGUUUCAUCCAUUAUUGAACUACCACGAUUUUUCUCGGGGUUCCAAUCAGCGUUCAAAACCUAAUAAAUUUAUAAAGCUCACGGCAACUUCCACGUAAAUAGUUUUAUUAGUUUAAGUCUUUGACAAGAAAAUUCAAUUCAUUUUUGACAUAUGCCCUUAGUGUCUAAAUAAAUUUGCACGAGUUACCAGCAUAUUCUAUCAAAAAUUGGAUAUUCAAAUUAAAUUCGAAAUAUACUGCUGGAAAAUAAAACGAAAAUUCGAGUUGAAAAAAUGCUCCCUGUACUCAUUCUUUCCCUGAAUUUUGCAUAGAAUUCCAUUUAACUGCAUGCCGUCUGGUGAAUAAAUGGGCGCGGCCGUUGCAACUGAUGACAUUACUGGAAACGUUUAUUGGUCGUGCAGUUCUUUUCGCGUUUUUUACUAAAUAUUUUUGCAUAAAUUCCACGAUGAUUCUAAAAAGCAUAGGAAAAAGACUUUGAUUUCUACCAUUUACUUGAAAGAAAACCCUGGGGGCAGUCUCAUCUGCCAUUUCAUGUUAUGAAUCCUUUAGAGCAACGGUCAAAAGGCGUUAAAUUACUCGAAUUGAGGCGAGAAUGCCAAUUAAAUGAACCAUAGUUCUAGAAUAAGAAACUUAUUACUCUGAACGUCUUCUGCCCCCAUAAAAUGACGUUCACUAAAGUGGAGGUCCGAAUCAUGUCAGACAUUUUUGCAGUACUCAUACCCGGGCCUACAAGCAAAAUGGAACAGGAAAAUAUCAAUUUGUUUUAGGCUUUGGUUUUGCCGGAAAAUCUUAUUUUCACCAACAUAUAAUAUGUUUGCGUAUGGUCGCCAGCAAUAGACCGUUUCAGCAUUAUCUUAGCUGGCCUGGUUUCCAAACAAUGGUCAUGAAAGUUUAUUUUGAGAAGCCAAACAAACAGAUUACUCGGUGUUUUAUAUCAAGAAACGGAGCCAAAAAUGAAAGGAGGACACAAGAACUAAGUCUUUUGAGGAGACCUAUAGUAAAUACUUCUUCGGGAAAAGGUUUAUUCGUCAUUGAGGUGUUGUAGGUGAGACUCAAAGGACUUCAUUACCAAUAUCUUUAUGCGCAUUUAGAUGUGCCUAGCAUACAGUAGGUGGGCUACCUCAUAAAAUGUUAACCUAAGUUAUAAAGUGUAUUUCUAAUUAAAAGGAGCUGUCGUAGUUGGGUUCUAAAUACUGAUUAUUAAGUAGCAUAAUCAUGGGACCUUUCAGUCACGCCAAGAUAAAGGUUUUUGAAUGAAGCAUCUUUCGGCAAUUCGCAGAAAUUAAUUUUGACGAGGAAUAACCGAAUGGACAAUACAAUCUUUUCCAACUUUCCGGUCUUCUGAAUCUUUAUAUGUGUACUAGAAAACAUGCAAAAACACAUGCUUUCUUAUGUUCAUCUGCUUACAUGUUAUAUUUUAAAAUGUUACAUUUUAAGAUGUGUGCCGUUCGGUUUUAAAAAAAAGUGACUUUUAAAUUAUAAAAUAAUUUCUAACUGGACUUGCGGUUGCACUUGUGUUUAGGGUUUUAGAACUUCAAUUGCCUACUUUGAGUGGAGGGGAAAUCUUAUGUCUUUCCAAAAUAUGGAUAUGUACCAUGUUGAGUACUUCACAAGUAUCACUAAUAAACGUUCCGAGACGAUGAUGUGUGAUCGUGCAUUGUCUUAACAAUAUCGUAAUUAAAAAUGUUUUUAAAUCAAAAAAAUAUCAUUUUCAAGUACACAUUUUCAAAAAAGUGCAAUUUCCUAAUGAAAAAGGAAAAACUAAUAUUCCCGCGCAUCUCUUAUUUAAAAUGCAUUUAAAUCCGCGAGAAAAAUUUUCACACCACCUAAGUAGUCACUGCGUACCAGGACUGGUCUAUGUAUUUGGCCGCACAGAAAUUCAUUCAAAGUUGCCUUUCAUAAGGACUGAAAUAGUUUUAGGUUAUGCGGUAUCACAAACCCUCCGAACUAUUUUUGAUAAAAACAUGUUUCAGAAUUUCGGCCAACGUUUAAUGAGAUAUACAAUUUUCUUAUAACAAAAGCCCAUGACUUUUGAAUACGUAUUUGUAGUAUUAUCGGAUUUGACAGGCCUUUCCUGCAGGCGACGAAAGCUGGCAAUGUCAGUUUGUCAUAGGAGCAUACCUGCAUCAUGUGAAACGAGUAGUUAGUUGAGUUUUGAAUUCGACGUGCGCCUUUGCGUUAUGGUGUCCCUGGUCGGAUUUGGUUAACCAUUAACCUGAAAGUCACGUGACAGUGUAAGUGCCUCACGAUUUCGUGCGUUGUUUUGAUUCAUAUCUCUACUCAAUUUAGGUCCGUUCUGAGAUAAAGCAUUCUAAAAAUCCAACUUUUCUUUAUGGCCUCUGUUUAUCAGCUGAAUGUCUCGUUUUCAGUUGAAUUUUACAACCCCUUUAACCACAAAACAAUCUGGACUACUGUGAUACUCCAGCUACAUCAUCACGCGGCAGGACAGAAAAUGGGGGUUUAUUUCUCUUUCCUUGGUUCCGUCAAACUCGGUCUAGGCGUGAGCAGCAGACUAUGCGAUAUUGAACCCUCUUAUAGCCUUGAGCCAGCGCAGUUGUGGAGCCGCAGACGUCCAGUUUCAUCCUUUUCUCCGUCACGGAUGCAGGCCGCUUUGAUGUGCUGGUAACCAGAGGUUAUCCUUCCCUUAGCCCACGCCAGUCAGGUUCUCUGACUAGGACUUUCAAGCAAACGUCAAGCUUAUUAAAAUGUUUCAGGGGCAGGUCUGUGCCAUAAAAGUUGUGCUUUGGUAGUGAAUGGUCCCGAUUAACAGCAACCGGCAUCAGGCUCUACAGUCAAACGCCUAUGGCUGCGGCAAUUUCUAGGCCAUUUAAAGGAUAGCAUAAGAUCAGGGAGGAGAAGAGGGAGUCGGUCGACAAGUUGUCAGGUCUACUUGCCACUUAUUAUCUCCUUGCUGCGCUUACCAAUUUAAGCUUAAAUUCUCAUGAAAACUGUCUGUAUUCAAAGGGAGAUAUGUCAUUGCAUCUGGUGCAGAAAUAAGCUGUAACAGUAAUCGCCUGCUAUUCCGGUUGUUUCUGGUGGUGGUAAUAUCUUAUUAUACAAAGUAAUCGUAGAAGUGCGCAUGUUCACUUCCGCUUUCAGACUCAUCAUACGUACAGGACAAAGCAAUCAGUACUGAAAGAACUUGCCAAUAGAAGCGAAAAGAAGAGUCCCAGUAAGUAGUCUUGAAGAAGAAGACACGAUCGCUGGGACAAGAGCUUUAUUAGCCUGACGUUUCGUAUUCCUGCUCGAAUCCAUCAUCAGAGACAACAGUAGAUAAGGGUGAUUCAUGCACAAGGGGUUACAGUAUUUAUAGGAUGCAGUCGUCAUGCUACCGCAUACCUAUGAACAUUCACAGCUCCCCCCUCAUCCGUAAUUGUCGCAAUUGAUGUGCUAAUUGUUUGAUGGCAGACAUUCACGUCGUUAAUUGCUGCGAUGUCAUCACGUGCGUUGGCUGUUGGUGUGAUGAUUGCUCGACCAUCUGACGCACCGACCCCGGUGUUGUAAAAAGUGUUCGCAUGUGCGCUCCCCGCGUGGCUAAUUAACCCGCCUAGGCGAAGUCUCAGCAUCGAGUAUGGAAGGGGAAGUUCAUUGCACUUGUAAAUAGACUGGGGGGGCAGUAAACCAUGAUUCAAGUAGCUCCCUGCUCACGCGGUUGUCACCUCUUGCAAGACCUUCGGACUUGCCGAAUUUGAAUUUGAGUCCGGGUCUGGUCGAAUGACCCGCAGCUUGAGAGAGCUGCAAGGACUUAUUGAUCCCUCACGAUUCCAACAGCAUGAUACCCCAAUGGUCCACAUGUGUCACUGCGCAAGCAUCUCUACCCCAUUUGCCAACAUCCAAACUUGAUACAGCAACAGUAAGGUAUCAGUCUCAGGAUACAAGGCGGCAGAUUUUUGCGCAGGUAAAAUACAUUCGGUACCUGGACAAUGUCAUAAAAUGCUGUCCGAAAUACCAAAAAUGUAUUUGAAUAGGAAGGUUCGCCUUAAUUUGGUUGUUCUAUACAUUAGCAUGCAGCAUAAUCCCAAAACAGCUCUGUCACAUCAGGAUGUCGGCUUUUGAAUGAGAUGUUUUCAAUUUUUUGUAAAAAAACAAUCGCGGAAACAAAAUGGCUAUCUAAAUCCAUGUGUUAUGUCAUAAAAUUUUGACCGAAAUUCCGAAAUUAGUUUUUAAUUCGAAAAGAUUAAUUAUGUAGGAUUAUUGCAGUAGUCACCCUGCUGCGUAAUGCAAAGCUAUUUCAGCCACAUGAAAAUAUCGACCUCUAAAGGACUUCCUACACGGUCGUCUGCAAACUGAUUAUUUAAGAAGAACGGGUUUUUUCAUUGACUUUCGAUGCCAUUAUAAAUUUAAAUAUAUUCUAUAGAAAACAUACACUAAAUGCUCCUUUUUUACUUAUUCGGUAGCAAUUUGAUUUUCCCCUGUAUUCGACCAUACGUUGAGGCACAGAGGUUUUGGCUGCAGAAAAUUCGAUCGUUGUUCAUAAACGGUUAAAAACGACAUCUUUCCCGUAACAAUUAAAAGAACUGUGUUACCGGUUGAUUUUAUAAGUUUAUUGGCUACUUCUUGUUAUAAGAGAGAUUAAAACGCGCUUAUUUGUUAAUCUUUAUAUUACUCUCCCUUUAGGACAAGUACAUAAUUUCGAGUCUUUUCUUCCUGACUAUUAUUUGCAUCUGGCACGGUGGAAUCGCUGUCAUUGAAAAGGUAGCAGAAAGGUUUGGCAUCCUUCUGUGGGCAGACACGGAACUGUACGUCAUCCUGUUAAUCGGAAUUGGCUAUUUCACCUUCAAUGUCGGCUUCAUCCUUAUGAUCUACUGUGUUGUGAGUUAAUUACUUUUUAAAAAUUUAUGUUACCUUAAUGUUGCGUUAAUACGGGCAAAUUUAAUAUAUUUAGCAUUCCCUUGAUAUCAAUAAGCUGACCAUAGUCCUACUUCAGAGGGCGAACCACAGAAACCACCCUACAUUGAAACCGAGUCACACUUUAAAUCAGGAUGAUAAAACGAUCACAGAAGUGAGCCCGCUUCCUUAGUGCCAUCACCGGUGAGAUGGAUAAACAAUGAAAAAAUGCAACGAAAACGACUGCGCAUAGUCUCUGUUUUACAAAAUUUGGGCGUACACAGUGUCCAGCGUGGACCAAGGGCGCAGUCUAAAGAUUAGCUAUGCCAUCAGACAAAUCCCAGCAGCCAUUCUUUUAAUAUAUCGAUGAGCGAUAGACCCCACACUGCAUGCUUUUUUAGGUGAUCUUACCUUCAGCAAUCAGAGCAAGCCUGUUACCGCUGUGAGCUCCACAUUUCAAAUAUUUGGUCAUCCAAAAUGUCCACAUUAUGGAAUUUGGGUAAGAUGUGGUUAUUUAGUCCCACCUGAUGGACACAGUACUGUUGGGGUUGGGGUUAGGGUCACGGUUGUUGUUAGGGGUUACAGUUAGGGGUUGGGGUUAGGACGAGAGAUAGAAGCUGGCGCAACUAUUUCACAACCAUUGGCAGUACAACCACGCACCUCCAAUAGUUUUCUUUCGCAGGCAACUACUUGGCUUCGUCGCCUGUGCGUUCCCGGCCCCACCUGUAAAAACCCCUAUAAUCACCGGUCCCGUAUUACAGGUGGAUGGGGUUUGUUUACUUCUGACGGGGCUAAAAAACCACAUCUGACCGGAAUUUCUAGUUGAAGUUUCGACUAUUCCGAAGAUGUCCACUAUGGGCUACACAGUUAGGUGAAACAGGCACAAUGACCUGCAUGCGAAUUAGUUUAUAGCGGUAGUAGGCUUGCGCAGCACUUACUACACGCUCUCCUCCCCACUCCUCACCUGGACCCGGUGUUGCGGCGCAGUCAAGCAAUUAAUGUAACGUAGGUGACAGCUCGGAAUCAAAGUUGAUACGGGUGAAGCUGUCAAGACUGUCACAGCAAUGAGAAUUAGCUCUUAGUCGAAUGCAGUCGUUGAUGUCUUCGCCAGCCUAAGGGUUAUGGCUACUAAAUCUAGUAAUAAUUGCCCUGAUAGCCGAUCCAGCUAAUGCCGUGUUUGGGGUGAGGGGGGGUUGGAGGCGUGUGUGCGGGUCCAUUAGAAGCCACGCCCACUCAGUCUGGACCACAAAUGGAUCACCAUCUCGGCUGAAUAGUGUGUGAUGACAUGCCAUUAUUAGCUCUCUUGAUUGGCGUUUCUCAGAAGGCCAUACGCACUAUAAUUGGCUCUGAAAGACCUCCUCUGCUCAGUGGUGCGAAACUGUGGAAUUGGCAGGCGAGUUAACUAGAUGUCAACUGGGUUCCAUUGUUUUCUGUACGGAAAGUUACCCAGUCCAUAAGAGUGGCUAAGUUUAUGGAUUUUUCCUUGAAGUGCGAAAUGUUUGAGCGUGCAUCUGGAUUGUCAACGAGGACAAUUUUAGCCACGGAAUACAAAUACGUACUGAUAAGUAUUAUUACGAACUAUAGAGUGGUAUAUGCCCGUUUCUGAAACAAUUCUGUCUUGUGACUUACAAACUUAAUAUACAGUAGUUUGCAGACGUGAAUCGCGCUUUCACAUACUGAUUCACUACUAAUUCAGAGUUUCGAUGACUCCUAAACGACAUAUAUUUUGAACUUUUCGGCUUACUAUGUUGAGUAUUAGUCACCCACACUUAGCACUGUUUAUCUUACAUUAGGCAGACUGAAAAUAAGCUACUUGAAUCUCCAACUACUGAGGUACUGCAGAUGAAAAAGGACAACUGUCUUUCAAAAUCUAAACCAUGUCAGCAGACUCAUUACACAAGACACCGACGGAUAUUUUAAGGUUUUAGCCUAACUACCGAUUUGGCGUGAAAUGGGCGUAUAAAUCAAACUAUGCCUUCCUUCAUUGGAUACUUGUAGAGAGGAGCAAAUUAGGCCUGCUUUUUGCAUUGGCUGUACAAACUCUGCUUAUACAUUGCUGUGCGUUUUUAAGGCAUGCAAGCGAAGGCGGGACAUGAAAUCAAAGGACUCGGAGUAUCUGGUAGGUUCAUUUAAUAUGCUUACGUAAUUCGAGAGUUCUCACUGAUCAUGUGCUUAAGAAUUCGCACAUAUUAUGAUCGGGAAAAUAUUUUGACAAAACCUAGGAAGACGACCAUUUAAACCUAUGAUUAAUAUCAUCGGCCCACUGAUAAGCAUGAUUCAAUUCUUUUCCUAUCUAUUGCCAAAUGCGCACGAUUUCUAGUAAAGAUUUUAUAUAUAAACUGCAUUUACUUCAUCUGCGAACAGUUGUCGUCCCAUAACAAUUUCAAUCAUUGAGGAUAUUAUGUUGUUUUUGCAUGCUAUUUAGUGUUCCAUUGUCCAGAUACACCUAUGUAAAGCUGGACAGAAUUAAUGUAGGCAACAUGGCUUAGCCAAACGUAACAUUUACCGAUGGCAACUGGCGUGGCUUAAAACACUACGCCGCGCAUGGAAGGUUACCAGAUCAAAUUUUGACCCAUCCUACUCAAAACAGAUGGCCCGAAUAUAAUGACUCCCAAUAGUUGAUGCAAGGAUACGAUUCCCGACAGGUAUUCCAAAAGAGGAAGAAGCAUUCAUCGUGGGGGGUUCAUCAGAAAUCUGACAUCUCUAGUGGCCAUUUUGCCCCCCCCCCAACUUUAGGAAUUAGUGUUUUACGCAAAGCCCUCAUUAAAUGGCGCAUUCUGCUUAAUGUGUAGGCCGCCAAUGGGAUGGUCAGAUCCACAGCGCCACAAGGAACAGGAGCUGCUCACAGUCCUGACUCAGCACCUGAUGUGGUCAGAAGACCCUAUCCCUAACUAGGAGCAGUCGACCAUUGCCUGGUGACUGUAGAACACAAACGCAUGAGCAUACAGUAGAUGUGCUAACUCAUGAAAUGUCAACCAAAAUUUCGAAGUGCGUUCUCGUUUCGAAAAGAUAAAUUAAGUAGUGUUGCAAAAGUAAUCAUGAUGCAGCAUAAAUCUAUAAUGAUCCAGUUAUCUCAGGGUGUCGGCUUUCGAAAAAACUCAUUUUCGGCUGCAUGCAAGAUCUAUACACUGCAAAAAAUGACUACUUAAUUAACAUGCAAUUUUCUCAUAGAUUUUCGAUGCCCCUGAGAAUUCAAUUAUAUUUCAUGGAAAACAUGCAUAGAAAUAUUCAUUCCUUUACUUAUUCGGUAGAAAAUCACGUCUUCUACCAAUUUCAUACUCAAAAUAAGGGUAUAAUUCGGUUUUAAAAAAGUUUCUAAUUGUGAGAUUUUUAAUACCGUUAAAUGACCGUUUAUGAAACUCAUGUAUCUGCAUUAACGAAUGUGGCUUGUAAAGUUAACAAUAUUACUCAAAUCCACUGCUCAAUUUUGUCAACCUUAUAUGAUCUCCCCUUAACACCGUAGAGAAAUGGAUGAUUUUCCGAACACGGGAAAUAUACAGCUUGUAGGUUUGAAACCAUGAAUGCAAGUGUAACAGCAGGUCGAGUUCAAAAGUAUUCGGGAAUUAGGAGUUUUUUAAUACCGAAUUAUACUCUUCUUUUGAGUAUGAAAUUGGAAGGAGACGUGAUAUUCUACCAUAUCGGUGAAAGAAUGUAUAUUUUGUGCAUGUUUUCCAUGAAACAUAAUUGAAUUUUUAGGGGCAUCGAAAAUCCAUGAGAAAAUUGCAUGUUAAUUAAGUAGUCAUUGUUUGCAGUGUAUAGAUCUUACAUGCAGCCGAAAAUGAGUUCUUUCGAAAGCCGACACCCUGAGAUAACUGGAUCUUUAUAAACUUAUGCUGCAUCAUGAUUACGUUUGCAACACUGCUUAAUUUAUCUUUUCGAAACGAGAACGCAUUUCAAAUUUUGGUUGACACGCUUGACCCAAAGUAGGAGGCGGAACUUUAUGUUGCACAGAUGGGCCAAAUCUUCAUUUCAUUAGGCAAAUAAAUCAAAUAAGUUUAUCGGAAAUUUGCUAGCGGAUCACAGAGCCAAAUAACAUUUCCUGGAUGAAAAAGAUAAGGAUUUUGCGAAACAUGAAACCGUUGGCAGCACAUCACUCGUGAACCAUGCAACAGCAGCUCAUUUAUUUCUUAUUCACAAAGCUACUUGAGCGGACCACUGGAAGCGGAAUAUACGUAUGUUUACUCGCGGUCUGAUAUGAUGCAAGACAAGAGCACUUAAAUGAAUUUGACCCGGGGAUAGAGGUGAAAGCCUGCUCCAUGAAAUACACGACUGAUACCACCAAACCUGGACUACUGGGAGAGUGUAGUUGUGGAAAUCUAUCCUUAAGGUCUUGUCUAGUGCUAGAUUAGCAUUCUUAUCUAUUCCUUUUUGACGCUGGCAUAAUUAUAAAGCCGUAAUGAAGACUUGAAGAGACGAAUCAUUCCGCUUUCUUGCGAACUUUUAGGAGAAGGUGAAGUGUCAGAUGAGCAAGAAGGGCAGUCGAGCACACAGAACCACCAGUGCGGACGUUCGGCUCACUGGACAGAGACAAACAGAUGUGUUGGAUUUCAGUUGA
Messenger RNA from Spirometra erinaceieuropaei, 27079 nucleotides. The record is from the annotation of a GenBank genome assembly. Lineage: Eukaryota; Metazoa; Platyhelminthes; Cestoda; Diphyllobothriidea; Diphyllobothriidae.